Messenger RNA from Soboliphyme baturini, 426 nucleotides. NCBI's taxonomy places the organism in Eukaryota, Metazoa, Nematoda, Enoplea, Dioctophymatida, Soboliphymatidae. The record is from the annotation of a GenBank genome assembly.
AUGGCAACGGUCACUCAGUCGUCCAGCUUCAGCAUGGAUAAUAUCCUUUCUCGAACAUUCAAGCAGUCGUUCGACAACGAGCCACAAGUGGAACAGCAGCCAACAGUAGACACCCAGACGGCGGAUAUCUACAAACCAAACUACAAAGAAUGUGCCUCUGAGGUAUCCCCAACUUGUUCGGAAGACAAUUUCGUGACAAAAAUGACCGAUGACCCGGCAGGCGAUGGAGACGAGAAGCCACGAAAGAUCCGACGAUCACGGACCACGUUCACCACCUACCAAUUGCACCAACUGGAACGGGCGUUCGAAAAGACACAGUACCCAGAUGUUUUUACACGGGAACAGCUGGCGAUGAGACUGGACCUCAGCGAAGCUCGGGUUCAGGUAGCGGUUGACUUUUACCGUAAUCAGCGUAGAAUUACCUAA